AUGAAGAACCUCCGCAACCCGUGGUGGGAGACGCUCAUCGUGAAACUGAUGGGGUGUCGAAUAUCCUUGCCAGCUCUGACUAGAAGACUGGAGGCAAUGUGGAGCAGACAAGGCAGCAUAGAAGUGAUCGAUUUAGGCAAUGAUUUUUUCAUUGUCAAAUUCUUUUCUAAGGAGGACCUGGAUUUUGCGUUGACUGGAGGGCCAUGGAAAAUCAUGGACCACUAUCUCUCCAUAAAAUUUUGGAAGCCCGACUUUAAUCCGGAGAAGGCGGAGAUAGAUAAGAUUGCGGCGUGGGUGAGACUUCCCAGUUUAGCAAUCGAGUAUUAUGAGGAACAGAUGCUUAGACGAAUCGGGAACAUCAUCGGUAGAACCCUUAGAGUAGACACCCACACGACAGAGAAAUACAGAGGCAAAUUUGUGCGACUUUGUGUCGAGUUGGAUCUCACUGAACCACUUGUAGCUCAAUAUGCCAUCAAUGGAGUCCGUUACUUAGUGGAGUAUGAAGGAAUUCAUAACAUAUGCUUUGCAUGCGGGAUGGUCGGACAUGAGAAGCAAAGAUGCCCGAAAAAAGUUCAAAAUGAGCCUCCUAGAAGCACUAAACAGCAACAUGCAAGGAUGAAUCAGGAAGGUGAAAGGGUAGAGAACCAACAAAGCAGGGAAGAAGACAGGGGUAAAAAGGAAAAAGAAAUUUCAGAGAAGGGCAAAGAAGUCCAGGAGGAACAAAGAGAAGCCUUUGGACCAUGGAUGAUUGUCCAAAAAACUACACGCGGUAGGAAAACGGUAAAAGAAGGUGCAGGUCCAGUUAGUGGGGCGGAUGGAGAGAUAAGCAAAAAUGGGAUGAAAGUGGUCAAUGGUACGAGGUUCGCUAUUCUGAAUGAUGAGGAGGCUACGAAUGCCAAUGAUGCUAACAUAAACCAAAAUAGACCCCAACAAGUAGAGAAAAGUCCAAACCAAAACCAAAAAUCUGCAAACGAGACAUCUGUCUCCGCACUACCUCAGCCUCAAAAAGCGCAACCCAACCCAGAUCAAGAUAGACUAACACUGAACAAAAACCUUGGCCAAGAGACUCAUGUCUCUGAGACAUCAAAGACCCAUCCUAACAAGAACAACACAAGCAACAUAUGUGCACAAGUCAGUAGCCCCAAAAGUAAUCCCAACACAUUUGAGCACAACCUGGAGUUUGAUAUGGAGGACUCUUUUGUUCUAGAAACAGUUAACACAAAUGAAGAGAUGGAGUAUAAUAAAGAGCCAGAGCCUCCGGACCUCAAUUCUGUCAAUACAGAGUUGAUGGUUGUAGCAGCGAAGAGGGUGGAGGAGCAACUACAACAAAAUAAGUGUGUGGCUUUCCAAUGUCAAUCAGCUGGAGCUGGAAAACAAGCUAACCAAAGCGCUCAAGAGGAGCUUGCAAUGGAUGUGGAUGAUGCCCGAAAUGGGGCAGAGAUAUGA
This is a messenger RNA of Arachis stenosperma, 1446 nucleotides long. RefSeq lists its product as uncharacterized. Lineage: Eukaryota; Viridiplantae; Streptophyta; Magnoliopsida; Fabales; Fabaceae. The record is from RefSeq and is a predicted model, not a curated record. The transcript is spliced from 2 exons. Bases 1 to 1446 code for a protein of 481 amino acids. Gene Ontology annotation, molecular function: nucleic acid binding; zinc ion binding.